Suillus subalutaceus is the source of this 1539-nucleotide messenger RNA. RefSeq lists its product as uncharacterized. The transcript is spliced from 4 exons. The record is from RefSeq and is a predicted model, not a curated record. Lineage: Eukaryota; Fungi; Basidiomycota; Agaricomycetes; Boletales; Suillaceae. The coding region runs from base 58 to 1338 and encodes 426 amino acids.
AACACACUAAGCCUCUUUGAACUCUUCCCAAGUUGCACGUACUUUGCGAGUCACAACAUGCAAACAGACAAUUCAAAUGUCAAUCUUUCGACGGUCUCGGAUAUCAUUGUUGCGCUGCAGACCAUCCUAUGUUCACGAGCAACUAUACCCGACCUCGAAACGCCGUACUCCCGAACCACGUUCCCCAAUCCCAAUCACUGUGCAAUUGAGCUCAAAGACCAGAGCAUCAGUGCCAUUAUCACCGAACGCCAACACCAGUUGGAAGCACUUUCGCACGACAUCUCCGGUCUGCAAACAGUCAUGGAUGGUAUCCACACACUUCAGCAGCAACUCUUCGAGCAGAAGAACAAAAUCAUCGAAUCCAUUAAUUUGCACAAGAGGCUCGUAUCACCCCUCUGGCGCUUGCCAACUGAAGUCCUGUCCCAAAUAUUUUGCCACUGUCUCCCGCAAAUUCCGGAACUAGAUCAAUUGCGGCGCCCAUCAAAGCUAACAGCACCUAUGCUGUUGACCAAAAUAUGUCGACGGUGGAGGGAAAUUGCUGUGGGCAUGCCUAACUUGUGGUGUGUGCUGUGUGUAGAAAGCGACGACAGAAAUUGGCAGCAGGCGACCUUCUUCUACGACACUUGGCUCAAGCGAGCACGAGGACGUCCGCUCUCGUUAAGACUCCAUUUCUACUCAGAUGUUCACUCGACCAAGCUACGACACCUUAUUCAGCCUUACGUCAAUCAAAUUUCAUCUCUCUCUGUCGGUUGUUACUAUGCCAGCUCGGACACACCUGAACACAAUAUAUUCAGCAACCUCCUAGCACUUCAGGAGAUGUCCGUGUACAUUUAUACCUAUAUCCCCGGUGAUAAUAUGCCAGCUAUUUUUCGCGUAGGAGGGUGGUCAUUCGACUCCGACGAGGUAUCCUCUUGCAAUCCCGUAUGGGCCCACCUGACGUCACUCAGUAUCAGAGUACGGGAAGCAAAAGCUGCUCUCCACUUGCUCCAGCUAGCCCCCAAUCUAUCGUUGCUAAUGAUUCGCAUCACAUUCGAUGACGUCCAAGCGUUAGGACCAUUCACACACACAAACCUUCAAACUUUAGGCAUUUAUUGUGAUUAUCCUGAUGAAUCAGGGUCCCAAUUCUGCGACCUGCUCGACGCUCUCUCACUCCCCACUCUACGCGUACUUUAUGUUUACGGUGUACCAGAGUGGCCUCAUGAGGAGUUCAAAGCAUUCCUGGCACGGUCAGAGUGUCCACUGGAGAGUCUGAUCGUCCACAGUGGAGAGGAGACAGAUGAGCAGCAAGCAGAAUAUCUUGCCCUUAUUCCUUCUUCGCUCCAAUUUGUAUCGUAUUGAUACUUUGCACUAUUCGUUACAGGUUUUGUUAUAUAUGAUGGCCAGUCGUGCUACUCCGUAUACUCUACUACCAUGCUGUAUGCUACCAGCCUUGUUGAAGACUCUUAUUACAACUUUGAAAGAUGACAUCGCUGCAGACCAUGCCUAAAUUUGUUUAUGGCAUUCGUAAACUUAUCACCCAUUAUGACUUUUCCCUGCUUA